GUAUAAACUAUUUUCUAACCUAUAAAAAAAUCUAACAACAUAUAUUUCCAAGUAAUUUCAAAGAAAUAUCAUUUGUAUUUUAAUAUUGGACAGAAUGAUGACUUUGGAACCGUGUGAAUACAGUGGCACUACGCCGAUAUUGACAAAGAAAGAGCAGAGGCACAGCUUAUCUGCUAAAAAAGGACGUGCUAAGGGAUUACGGAAUAUCUUGGCACAACCCAAUUUAAAUUUUUGGCCAGUUAUCAAUGUGGAUCAGUAUCCUGAAUUGCUGAAAAAUUUGAAUACAGCAUUGCCAUCAAUUAAAUGGCCUGAUAAAAUUCCCAUGCAUGUAUAUAAAAAAGUAUCAAAAGAAGAUCGUGCAUCAAUAAAACAAAAGAUGCUAGAAAAGGCACCUCCGAAACCAGAUAUAUUGAAAUUUAUGAUCAUGGGUAUUAAUGCAGUCACUCGAGCUUUAGAAAAGGAUGAUAUAUGUUGUGUCUUAUUAGAUGCUAAUGUUGAACCGCCUUUAAUGAUAAAGCAUAUUAUUAUUAUGGCAAUGAACAAAAAAAUACCUGUUAUUCUUUUACCCACUCUAAAAAUAGUUACAUUAGAAAAACUAGGAUUUGCCACAACAGCUUUUGCUUUAAAGCAAGAAAUAAUGCAAUGUCCGGAUAAUGUUUGCCAUCUAUUAUAUAAAUCGAUAGCAAAAGCUUCUGAAGAUUUUGAAUUGCCAGAAUGCCUACUUAACUAUCUUAAACCUGAUGAGAUAUCUGAUAAAAAAAUAAUUUGUGAACCGAAGAUUACAGAUAUGGAUUGUGAUCCAAUUCCAAGUAUUUCUAAGUCAGAAAUACCUAUUACAGUAUUUACAACUGUAUAUAAAUAUAGAUCUUUAAAAAACAAAAGAGCUUUCAUACCGCCAACAGUCAACCAAACUUCUUUAACUGAAAUACCAUCAGAUGAAUUUAUUGCUUUAAGUAAUGAUUUUGUUUCCAUCAACGAUAAAAAUAGCAUAAAAACAUUGAAAAAUAAGAGAUAUGUAGAUAUCAGCGAGAAUGAAAAGAAUAUAGAAGAAAAGCAAUUAUCUAGUGAGUCGAAAUUAAUUAAUACUGACACAAAUUCGAAGCACGUAAAAAAGCAUAAGUUAAAAGAAUACCAAACUAAUGAACCUAAUUAUUUACCAUUAAAAAUAAAACGUAUACAAGGAAACAAUAAACGAACAAAAGCAACUAAAUUUCCUAAAAAAAAAAAUGAAAAGGCAAUAAAAGUGCUAUACAGCUAGCAGUAAAGCAGCUUAACAAAUAAAAGAUUAGACAUAAUUUUUAGUAUCAUACAAUAAUAUUAAUUUUAAGUGGAAAAAUAUU
This is a messenger RNA of Pogonomyrmex barbatus (red harvester ant), 1340 nucleotides long. RefSeq lists its product as uncharacterized. The record is from RefSeq and is a predicted model, not a curated record. NCBI's taxonomy places the organism in Eukaryota, Metazoa, Arthropoda, Insecta, Hymenoptera, Formicidae. Gene Ontology annotation, cellular component: fibrillar center; ribonuclease MRP complex; nucleolar ribonuclease P complex. Gene Ontology annotation, molecular function: ribonuclease P RNA binding; ribonuclease P activity. Gene Ontology annotation, biological process: tRNA 5'-leader removal.